Pangasianodon hypophthalmus (striped catfish) is the source of this 2761-nucleotide messenger RNA. It is a transcript of the gene tmem127, whose product is annotated as transmembrane protein 127. The record is from RefSeq and is a predicted model, not a curated record. Lineage: Eukaryota; Metazoa; Chordata; Actinopteri; Siluriformes; Pangasiidae. Bases 451 to 1167 code for a protein of 238 amino acids. The transcript is spliced from 4 exons. Gene Ontology annotation, biological process: negative regulation of cell population proliferation; negative regulation of TOR signaling. Gene Ontology annotation, cellular component: membrane.
ACUCCACAGUGGACUUCACCCUGCUGCUCUUCCUCAACGCUGUAAAACAGGAAGCGGAAGUCUAAAGAACGGGGAGAAAACGCGGAAGCGGAUUGUUUGCUCCUUAAUGUACAGCCUUUGUGUUUUUGUUUUGUGAUUAGCUGUAAAACGCGAAAAUGGCGCUAUCUUAGUUACAAAUCUUGUAAGGUUUUGGAUUUUGAAAGAGGACAUUACAAUUUUAGGAACCCGUCAUGUGUUGGUUUAUGUGAGAGUCUUUGUCGGCUUCCAUAGCUGUGUAGCUUUGAGCUAACCUGGGCCUGUGCGAUUACUGUAAAUCUUCACAAUCUUCCGCUAUGACUGGCUCUGACUCUGAGUAAACACCGUCUCUGAGCUGUACAGUAUUCUAGGACAGUCAUCUCCCAGUUAAGCCCCACCAUAUUGUGUUGUUCAGUUGUAAGAUUUGGCUAGUGGAUGAUGUACGCCCCCGCGGGAAGCACUCUUCCUGGAGCCCGUAGGAGACGAGGCGGGCCUGCCAUUCCCAAGCAGCCUGAACGCAGUCUGGCAUCUGCAUUCCCUGGUGCGCUGUCCAUCACAGCCCUGUGCACGGCCCUGGCUGAACCGGCGUGGCUGCGUGUGCAUGGAGGAACCUGUCCCAGACAGGAGCUUGGGGUGGCCGAUGUGCUGGGAUACAUAGAUGAGAAACUCAUUGAAGACUACUGUAUUAAUUCCCAGACGAUCCUACUGUUGCGAGUCAUUGCUGCCUUCUGUUUCUUGGGCAUCUUGUGUAGUCUGACAGCUUUUCUCCUGGAUGUCUUUGGUCCUAAACACCCUGCUCUCAAAAUCACCCGCCGAUAUGCCUUCGCUCACAUUUUUACAGUGCUCCAGUGUGCCACUGUGAUUGGCUUCUGCUAUUGGGCGUCAGAGCUCAUCCUCACGCUGCAGCAGCAACACAAGAAGUACCAUGGCUCGCUCAUCUACGUCACAUUUGCCAUCAGCUUUUACUUGGUGGCUGGAGCUGGAGGAGCUUCAAUUUUAGCCACGGCUGCUAACCUGCUCCGCCAUUACCCCACCGAGGAAGAGGAGCAGGCGCUAGAACUACUCUCUGAGAUGGAGGAGAGCAGUGAGACUUAUCCAGUUGACUACGAUAUUGCCAACCAGUUCCAACCACCACCUGCUUACACACCCUGAUGAAAAAGCAUUGUUAAGUCUUUUGUGUUGUCCAGCCCUCCCUCCCCCUUGCUUAAGGUACCUUUUGAAGCCUCUCAACAAAUCAUGGACUGAGCAACAUGCAAAGUCCAUUUGCCAUGUAAUAAAUCAUCUACAUGUAGAUUUAAUACUUUACAAUACUAUAUUGCCAAUUUGCCCUUGUCUCAUCUCCAUCCACACAUUUAAAACUGUCAGUUGUAGUAUUUCAUUAUGGCAGUGCUUCUGCAAAGGCUGAUAAUCACUGAGAAAUGUUCACCUUUCAUUACCGUAGUUUGCAUGUAGAUGCCUGUAAAGGCUUGAGACCCAAACAAAACUCCUAGGUUUGGUCAAACGUCGCAUGCUUUACUAUGUACUGAUGUGAAGCUAAGUAUAGACUGAGACUAGGCAUACAGUAAUCCAACUGCUUGUUGGGCUUAUUGAGUAGGGUUUUGAGAGAACUUUUGGUUUCCUCUACUUUUUUCAUCUUCUGUUAAAUAGUACAUGUCAGUCUCUUGUAACAUUCCACAUGUAAAAAUGCUCCACAUUGUAGUUAUCCUGAAACGCCACUAUAAUUAAUGCUUUCCUUUCAGUUUUGAUGUAACAUUGUUCAGCUAGUCAUGUGUACACACAUUUUGGUCCAGAGUGUUUUUUCACUUUUCCAUACACACACACUGUUAACAUUUUUUUUCACUGUUAACAUAUUUUCAGAGGGGGUGGUUGGUUUCUUUUUCUAAACACUGAAACUUAAGUAAACUGCACUUCAAUGAUGCCCAGUAUGUUUUAUAUUUAUGUACUUCAUGUUUGAUAAUAUUGUAAAAUAGUGAUUUUGCUGUUCAAAACAAUUGACCUUGAUGCCAGAGUUUGACUUUCUGUAGAUAGAUUUUAAAUUCAACCAUUGCAAAACUGUGUGUGGCAGAAACUUCAUCAUUUUCUCCAAAGUCUUGUGGAAUUUUUUUUAAUUAAAUUAUUUUCCCCUAGAGAGUUAGUUAUUUGGUGAUUUGUGGCUUUUAAGAAAAUGCACAUAUUCCCUCACAGCAAAUAUACUAUUUAUUUUAUCUUGUAUGUUGUUAAUUAUUCAUUACACAUGGUGAACAUCUACUAUCUCUAUGGCAUUGCCAUUUUUAUCAGGCUCAUUUGCUGUGAUUUUGAUGAAGUGUUCCAUUUUGCCAACUUGUGUUAGUGUCUUCACUAUUUGUUUAAAGUUAUAAUCCUACAUCUGUCUCUCUUUUUUUUUUUUUUGCAGUAUACUUUGCUAGUUUAUAUAAUUGAGGAUGUCCCAGCUCACAGUGCUACUCCAAAAUUCAUCUAAGAAAAUCACAAGCCUUGUGUGUAUUGAUAUGAUCACAGUUCACAUAAAUUGUUUAUAGUUCUGUAAUUGUUUGAUAUUUCACAGCAUGCCCUGACUAUGUAAUGUAUGUGUGUUUACUCAGUGAUCAUUAGAGAGCUGACUGAAAAACAUGUACUCCUGAGGUUUACACGCAUUGCUUUGGCUUUUAUAUUGGGGUGGAUUGUGACAGUUCUGCUAUGUUUCUCCUUCUGUAUUCAUUUCUGUAGCUUCGACAUAGAAAAUAAAGGUUCACGGAUGAUUUUUGUGGUA